Gavialis gangeticus (Gharial) is the source of this 1873-nucleotide messenger RNA. RefSeq names its product ribonuclease P/MRP subunit p38 (gene RPP38). The transcript is spliced from 2 exons. Lineage: Eukaryota; Metazoa; Chordata; Crocodylia; Gavialidae. The coding region runs from base 228 to 1070 and encodes 280 amino acids. Gene Ontology annotation, cellular component: ribonuclease MRP complex; nucleolar ribonuclease P complex; fibrillar center. Gene Ontology annotation, biological process: tRNA 5'-leader removal. Gene Ontology annotation, molecular function: ribonuclease P activity; ribonuclease P RNA binding. The record is from RefSeq and is a predicted model, not a curated record.
ACCUUGGGGACGUAGCACUGCGGCAGGAAGAUGCGCGUGGACGUAUGGGUUUCCGGUUCCGGGGUUACAGCGCAAGGGCCUCGAGUCAGGAAGAGGCAGCAGCGCAUGGUGCGGAGUGGCCGUCGUUCCUUCCCUCCUGGCGUGGCGCCAGGCCCGGAGCGCGGCAGGAGGAGCCUUCUGCAGCGCCCGGUACAGACUGAACUGCUAAAGCACAAAGCAGUAUCAAGAUGCCUAUAGUGAAGGCAGGGGGUGGAUCAGUCCGUAAAACAAAGAAAAUUUCUGUGAAAACUUCUUUAAAUAACCCAUAUGUUAUCACAUGGCGUACUCUAGAGGGAGAAGAUGUACACUUUAUACUACAGACCUUGGAAGAAAGGAUUAAACACACUGGACUUAAAAAGAUUGAAGUUGCAAGCAGGAAAAAAAGUUCUAAUGCAAUAAAACAAGCGAAAAAACCCUGUGAUACUAGUGCUAGUGAACUUCUAAAGGAGAAAGAACAGGAAGGCACUCAGCAAGGGUGGACUGACUUAAAUAUCAGGAAGCAGCUUGCUAUUGGAGUUAAUGAAGUCACAAGAGCUUUGGAAAAAAAUGAACUUCUUUUAGUGCUGGUCUGUAAAUCUGCAAAACCUGCUCUGAUCACUUCGCACCUUAUUCAGCUGAGUGCAAGUCGAGCAGUUCCAGCUGGCCAGGUCCCACGUCUUAGUGAAAGCAUAGCACCUGUUCUUGGUUUAAGCUCUGUUCUAGCACUGGGCUUCAAAAGGAACUCUGACAGCUUUACUGAAGUAGUAGAAGCUAUAAUUGCCAGGAUUCCUACCUUGGAUGUACCAUGGAUUCACCAUGGAAAUGAGCAGUCUGUGCCAGAUGCAAAUAGUGGUUCUCUGGAAAUACAAGCUUCUGAGCUUAUGGACACUUCAGUGGAGGAGUUCUCCCUAAGCCAAAAGCGGAAGCAUACUGAAAGUUAUACACCAGAUGCACCAUCUGUAACUUUACAAACCCUCAAAGUUAAAAAGCUUGUUCCAAAUCCAAGUAAGAUAAGGAAACCCCCCAGAAAGAAAAAACGCAUUUCAAAAUAAAAUAACUCUUUCAGGUUCUUUCAUUAAGGGUGAAGUGACUUUAUUUUUUAAUGCAAUGUGAGAAACUGCUGUCUGUAACUAAUACCCUAACAAUUUAAUUAAACUUAAAGAUAGCAAGCCAUUUGACCAAUGCAAAAUGAGAUCAACUACUGUAUUUACACAGUUGUAAGACUUUUUUCCUAUUUAGAAAUUAAAUUGUAAAUCUGUGUAAAUAGUGACUUCUAAUUAGUGUUUGGAAAGCUUGGGUUUAAGGAUGACUAUUAUUAAGUACUUAAAAUAAGAGAGACAGUUUUGUACAAGACAUGCAUUGUAACAAGUGGCAUGCAAAAUUAAUAUUUUAAGGAAGUAAUAUAGUUUGAACAGAAACUAUGGCAUUAAAUGUUACUAUUCAAACAAAGGAAUAUCAAAUUUGAAGUUUAUUCAAACAUCCAUGCUGGUAUGAACUUCUUGUUUUCAAUUUGCUUAUUUGUUCAAUGCUGGUUUCAAGCAAAUAUCUGUAACUGGUAGUGUACACAGACUUCCCUAGAUUUGUUCUGGUCAAGUAUUGCAUGCAAAAUUGGAUUUUAUAUAUAUUUGGCUUCUGAUGUGCUAAAUGAAAACCAUGUAUUUCUCAUACACAGACCAAGAUAAAAUACUGCUUUGUUGCAGGAAAAUGCAUUUUAAAAGACUUAUGUAUGCAAGCCACAACAUUCUCUCACAUAGAGCUACAUGCUAAAUGGAAAUUAAGCAAAUGUCCAAAUUUAUUUCUCACAGGGAGUAUCUAGAAAUUAUUUCCAGAAAAUUCAAUGUAUGAAGUAAAUGUG